This is a messenger RNA of Ctenocephalides felis (cat flea), 1064 nucleotides long. RefSeq names its product putative polypeptide N-acetylgalactosaminyltransferase 9. The record is from RefSeq and is a predicted model, not a curated record. The transcript is spliced from 3 exons. NCBI's taxonomy places the organism in Eukaryota, Metazoa, Arthropoda, Insecta, Siphonaptera, Pulicidae. Bases 486 to 1064 code for a protein of 192 amino acids. Gene Ontology annotation, cellular component: Golgi apparatus.
ACCGAUCACAUGUCAACGUGAAACAUAUCAGUAUGAAAUGACACAUAUCACAAAACACAAAUGAUAUCAAAAAGAGGAUUUUAUAUGCAUUUAAACAGGACAACAACGUCAUAUUAAUGUAUUUGAAUAAAAACUACCACAUAUCAAUACAAGCAACUUCACAUUUCAAUGAAUUACUCAUAUCUGUAUUAGAAAUAUCACUCAUCAGUAUUAGAAGAGUAUAAAUGAUAUUGGUAAGCACAAACUUCUUCCCCAGAAAACUCUGGACGUGAUUUAAAGUUUGUAAGUGGAACAAAUUGCUGCAGAAACUUCAAGGAGUAAAUAACAAUUUUUAACUCGUUUGCUUCAGUGUGAUAUGAAAUCUAAAUGAUAUUAGUAGAAGUGAAAAUAUCAACAAUAUCAAAAGACUAUAUACAAAUUUAUCAUCGGAUCCUUCAAGUGAUUAAUUAGUAGUGUGUAAAUAAUAGUUAUAAAUUUAAAUAAAAAUGGGUUUCUUACUACGAAGACGUUCAAUGCUUCUAAAAGCAGUUGGACUCCUGAGUGCGGCGUGGUUCGUGGUAGCAAUUGUAAUGUAUGCCGAUGACCGAGGUUCACAUCCAAAUGUUGUACAUCAUCAAGUUAUGCCUCAGCAACCUCAACAAUUAGUACAAGUGGUUGAACCACCUGCACAAUUUGCACCAGUAGUUAUGCCUCAUCAUAAUAGAGAAAAAGGACAUAGCAAGGAGCUGCCAACGCCUAAUAAGAAUGAUGCCAAGAGGCGAGGACCAGAAGAAGGUGACGGAGGUGUUCUGCCCGCCCCCGCCGAGAAUCCCAACCUGGACGCCCCCGGCGAGAUGGGCAAGCCGGUGCAAUUGCCGGCUAAUAUGAGCGCCGAGAUGAAGAAAGCCGUUGAUGACGGAUGGGUGAAAAACGCUUUUAAUCAGUACGCCAGCGACCUCAUCUCGGUGCAUCGAUCGCUGCCGGACCCCCGUGAUCAAUGUAAAGGUCCUAGGGAGGAAAUUCCCAAAAGUGUUAUAAAUCAUUUAUUUUUUGGCCUCAUUUAUGGUUUGAAAACUUGUCGAUAA